This is a messenger RNA of Drosophila pseudoobscura, 6568 nucleotides long. It is a transcript of the gene hlk, whose product is annotated as hulk. The transcript has 20 exons. Bases 479 to 5005 code for a protein of 1508 amino acids. NCBI's taxonomy places the organism in Eukaryota, Metazoa, Arthropoda, Insecta, Diptera, Drosophilidae. The record is from RefSeq and is a predicted model, not a curated record.
AAUGGCACCGAAUUUUCACCAAAACACUUUCAGUUGCGAGCGGACCUCUGCACGGAGUGGAACAAAAUCUGAAAACCAAUAGAGUACAGUCCGCGGAAAACGUUCAUUUAAUAGAAGAGCAAGAAAAAUAUAUAUAUAAUCUAAUUUUUCUCAUAUAUACCCUAUAUAUAUUCUGCCUGUGUAUAUAUGAACAUAAUAUAUAUGCAUCAGUGUACCAAAAAUUGUUAUACAUAAAAUAAAUUGCGAAAGAAAGAAAUACCAUUAUCAACUAUAAAUAGUGCCUUAAUGCUCAAAGGAAUAUAAAUUUUAAUAACGAAAAAACCAAACGACGUGAGCGAAUCUUAUAAUUUAAUAGAACCAAUAAAAGGAGGAGAGAGCAAAAUCGACACACGCCCGCAUGUUCGAGUUAAAGGUUUAGAAUCGUAACGAAGAAGAGCCGAACCGAAGAUUGAGAACCGUACCUGAAGGAAAUCGAAAGAUGACUUUCACCCGAUUAAAGACUCUGACAUUGCUCGUGUGUGCUCUGCUGGCACUGAGUUUUCCCGGAUAUGUGAAUUGCGCUAACAACAAGAAAGGAUCGCAGCCAGCCGCCGCGCCGCUUGAGCCAGAGGCCGUCAUCGAGGAGGUCAAUGCCAAGCAGUUGGAGAAGCUCUUGGCCGACAAGGAUUACGUUGCCGUUUUCUGGUAUGCGCGCAGCUGUGUGACCUGUGAUAAGGUUUUAGCGGAACUCGAAAAAAUCGACGAUGACACCGACUCCUUCGGUGUGGACUUUGUGAAAAUCAACGACAAACGACUAGCAAAACAAUAUGGCAUCAAGAACUUCCCCGCCCUCACCUACUUCAGGGAGAAGGAGCCCAUCAUCUAUGAUGGCGAUCUCAUGGACGAGGAGGGAGUUCUCGACUUUUUAACCUCGCUGGAGGCCAUGGAUCUGCCCGACCGCAUCGAGGAGGUCAAUGCCAAGAUAUUGCAGAAGAUCAUCGAGGACACCGACUUCGUGGCCGUCCUAUUCUGUCCAGAUCAUGAAACAUGCCCGCCCCGGGUUAUGGAUAAGCAGCAGUGCCGCAAGUGCGCCAAGGCCCUGCAGGAGCUGGAGAAUAUCGACGACGAAGCUGACCAGCUGGGCAUCGGAUUUGUGAAAAUACACGACGAGGCCUUGGCCGAUGAAUACAACUUGGGCGGUCUGCCUGCACUGGUCUACUACCGCCACCAGACUCCGAUCAUUUACGAAGGUGAACUCCAGCGUGAGGAGGAUGUCUUGGAGUGGUUGGUGCAGAAUAAGUCGACGGGCGACGAGGACGACGUGAUAGAAGACGUCACAUCCAAGACGCUGUCGACGCUGAUCAGCAACAUUGAUAACUUGGUGGUGCUGUUCUAUGAUCACGGCAAUGACGACUCGAUGACCGUGUUAGAAGAGCUAGAACAGAUUGACGACGACUGCGACAAGCAUGGCAUUCAGUUUGUGAAAAUCGACGAUGCCAAGGCGGCAGCCGAUUACGGAAUCGAUUCGAUUCCGGCUAUUGUUUACUUUGAAAAAGAAAUUCCAAACGUUUACGACGGCGAUCUCAUGGAUGAGGAACAAAUACUGAAGUGGCUGUUGAGCCAGUUGGAACGCGAUGAGAUCGAGGAUGUCACCGACGAAAUGCUCGACACAAUGAUCAAAGAAGGACGCGUCAUUGCGGUGCUGUUCUACGACAACAACGACAAGAAGUCCCAGAAGGUGCUCGAAGAGCUCGAGAACAUUGACGACGAGUGCGAUGCCCUGGGCAUUACCUUCGUGAAGAUCGACAAUCCCGAGGAGGCCGUUGAAUAUGGCAUCAAUAAAGUUCCUAAGCUGAUAUACUUUGAAAAAGGCAUUCCAACCAUUUACGAAGGCAACCUGGAGGACGAGGAGAAGCUCCUCAAGUGGCUUACAGACCAAACAAGUUCCGAUCAAAUCGAGGACAUUACCGACGAAAUGUUGGACUUGAUCAUUGAGAAAAUGCCCCAUGUUGCUGUGCUCUUCUACGACAAAGACCAAAAGAAAUCACAGAAAAUCCUCGCAGAAUUGGAAAACAUCGACGAUGAGUGCGAUCAGAAUGAUAUUGCCUUUGUCAAGAUCGAUGAUGACAAGGAGGCCAAAGAAUGGGGUAUCGAUGAGAUUCCCUCGAUUGUACUCUUUGAGCGCGGCAUUCCACACAUCUACGAGGGUGAUCUGAUGAAAGAAGAUGAGCUUCUUGGCUGGUUGGUCCACCAGAAGCGCUAUUCCGAGAUUCCGGAAGUCACCGAUGAAAUGAAGGACAAACUGGUCGAGAAUACCGAGCAUCUGGCGGUUAUCUUCUAUGACAAGGACGAUAAGCAGGACAUGCGCAUUCUCAACGAGCUGGAGAACAUUGACGAUGAGCUAGAGAAAGAGGGAAUUGUCAUUGUGCGCAUCGAUAAUGCCGCCGAAGCCAAGGAAUACGGUCUCGACCAUUUGCCCGCCCUCAUCUACUUCGAGAACAAAAUCCCAGCCCUCUACGAAGGCGAUCUGAUGAAUGAGGAUGAGGUACUGGAGUGGCUGCUGGUCCAGAAGAAGACUGCCACCAUUGAGGAGGUCACCGAUGAGAUCCUCGUCAACCUGAUCAACGAGCACGAAUAUGUCGUUGUCUUCUUCACGGGUCCCUGCGAACCGGGCGAGACCUGCGACCACACCCUGAACGCCCUGGAGACCAUAGACGAUGAGUUGGACGAGGCUGGAAUCAUUUUCGUUACCACUGAGGAUACCGGAGUCGCCAAGAAAUACAAUGUCAAGACUUAUCCACGUUUGGUAUUCUUCAGAAACCGUGAUCCGCUGCACUUCACAGGAGAUCUUGAUGAUGAGGACGAAGUGUUGGCCUGGAUCACCGACGAUGAGACCCUCGAGAUUCCCGGGAAGAUCGAGGAGGUCAAUGUGAAAAUGCUGGAUAAGAUUUUGGCUGAAAACGACCACGUCGUCGUGUUCUUCUAUGUCGAAGGAGAUAAGAAGGCUCAGAAGAUCCUCAACGAAUUGGAGAACAUCGAUGACGAGUGCGAGGAAAAAGACAUCGACUUUGUCAAGACAUCCGACGACGAUAUUGAUAAGGAAUACGAUUUGCCCGGUCUGCCGGCACUUGCAUUUUAUAGACAUAAGUUUAGAACAAUUUACACCGGUGAUCUGAUGAAGGAAGAGGAAAUUCUGGAAUGGGUUAUCGAUUUGCAUGAGUCUACUGCUGAUGUCAUUGAGUCUGUCGAUCGUAAGACCCUGCAGGUCCUGAUCAACGAUGUUGAGCAUCUGGCUGUGUUCUUCUAUGAUGACGAGUGCGAAUCGUGCUCGGAUAUCUUGGAUGAGCUUGAGAAUAUCGACGACGACACCGAUAAGCAUGGCAUUCAGUUUGUCAAAUCAAACGAUGUUAAGCUGGCCCAUGAGAUUGGCAUUUUCGCAUUCCCAGCUUUGGUCUACUACGAGACUGGAGUCCCGAUCAUGUAUGAUGGUAAUCUCAAAAAUGAAAAUCGAGUGCUGCAGUGGUUAAUCAAUCAAAAGAGCAACGAUGAAGACGAUGGAAGUGAUGAAAAGAUUGUUAAAUUGAGCUAUCCCAAAGAGAGCGAUGAGGAUAAGCGGGAGAGAUUGAGGCGUCUCCAGCUAGCGAUUCGAAAGCAGAGAUUGCGAAAGCCCAAACGACAAAAUGACGAUGACGAAAAUGGUGACGAUGACGAAGGCGACGACGAUGACGAUGAUAAUAAGAGAAAAGUUACUGAUGGGGAUGACGAAAACGACGAAGAGGAUGAAGAUGAUAAAGAAAACGGGGAUGACGAUGAGGAUGAUGAUGAAAAUGGGGAUGACGAAAAUGGUGAUGAAGAUGAAGAGGAUGAGGAUGAGGAUGACGAUAAAAAUGAUGAAAAUGGGGAUGAGGAUGAGGCAGAGAACGAUGACGACGAAGAAGAGAAUGAUGAUGAGGAUAACGAUGACGAUAACGACGAUGAUGAAGAUAAGGAUGAUAAAGAUAAUGACGACGAAGACGCCGAUGACGAUAAUGAUGAAGACAACGAUAAUGAUGUAGAGGAUAAUGAUGAGGAUAAUGAUGAGGAUAAUGAUGAGGACAAUGAAAAUGACGAUGAUGACGACAAUAAUAAUGAGGAUGAUGAUGACGAUGACGAAGAUGGGAACAAAGACAAUGAAGAUAACGAUGACGAAGACGAAGAAGAAGACGAUAAAGACAAUGACGAUAAAGACAAUGACGAUGACGAUGACGAUGACGAUGACGAAGACGAAGAAGAAGAUGUGAAAAGUAAGCCAAAAUAUAGGCACACGGCAAAGGGCCGAACGAUACAUCGGCUUGCUGAUCUAUGCUCGGGUCGGCUUAUAGAUGAAAUAGACUUGGGUGAAAGGAAUUCAAAAAGUAAUGCAUUCAGCCCAGAUGACGAAUGUUUCUAUGUUGGAUUGGGCCACGACGGCCAUUCAGCUAAGCGCGGCAACAAUUUCGUGCCCAACGAUUACAAACCAUUCCAAUGCUGUCCAACCAAAUUGGAGAAGUCAACGAAAGUUCCUAAAAUGACGGCCCAGCGGAUCGGACACAGCGACGGCGAUCAGGGCAAGCGGGCGGGCGGCGUCGGCGGCGGCAACUUCCAGUUCGCCGCAUCGGCGGCCACCAAGCCAGCAGCCAGGAGGCCAGAGCCUGCUAGCAAGCCAGUGCCUUCCAAGAAGCAGCCCAAGCGCACCCAGGCCAAUGAUGACGAGGAUGACGAUGACGACGACGACGACGACGAUGAUGGCAAGCCCCUGGUCAAGGUGUCGUAUGCCAACAAGCGGGCGGGAGGCGGCAGCAACAAGCCGCAGGCUGGCAAAAAGCCCGUCGCCAAGGUCCAGCAGAACGACAACGACGACGAGUCCCAGGAGGUGGAGAAGCCGUCCAAGCAGAAGUCGUCAAAGAAGUCCGGCAAGCUGAAUGUUAAAACCGGCGUUAAUUUUUUCCAAAAUCGACUAAAAAAUUUGUAUGACCUCAUUUUUCAGGAUAUCUCUCUGUGGGAGUAAGGCAGUUUAACUGAGUAUAAAGCCAGUUGCUAAAUCAGUUGAAUAGUGAUUGUAUGAUUGAAUGAUAUGCCAUACCCAAUACUCAGUAGCACGUAUUCGCACUGUUCUUCACCGAUACCAAAAAAACACUACCGAAACCAAACCAAAACCAAAACAAAACCAUCAAACCCAAGCCUGUACAGCCGUCAAAAGAACCUUCAAUGACAGGUUUCUGUAUAAAUGCUAUAUGCACCAAUGAGUGACUGCCGACUGACGACAGUAACUGAAUAACCUGUGAAUACGCAUGGCUGUGUGUAUAUAAACAUAACGCUACUAUAAUAUCAUCCUCGGUGUCCGAGCAGAUCCGAUCAUUGUCCGCACAUUGUCCUUCUGAGCCGCAGACACAACUCGUUGUUCCACGUUGAGAAGAUCUUUCGAAAGCAGAAUCACACGCAACCCAAAACAAACAAAAAACUAAUGAACAAACACACACAAAAACAUAAAACGUACACAUAACUAACAUAAACUAUGUUUUUGAUAUUUUCGCUACAACUAUCUUCGGAGGGGGCCCGCCCCCAGUUCUGUAGCUCUAAGCUGAACUAAACCCCAACAUUUGUUGCAUUUUGUCGAUGUUCAAACUAAAAGCAAUUAGUGCAACAAAAAAACUAUCAAACUUCUGAGAACUUUCACUUGUUACUAUUUAGCCAGACAGCUUUGUUAUUAACAAACCAAUCAGCAAUUGUCAAUAACAAGAGCGCGUACACUUUUUGAUACUACUACUUUUUGUCACAAUAUACAAUUUACAUACAUACAAACAUAUUUAUGUAGCUAGUCUAAUUUAAAGAAGCCAAAAGAAGAACAAAUCAAAGCCAAACCAAACCAAACGAAGCGAAAUGAAACAAAACAAACAAAACGGAACAAAAGAAAUAUUUUUUGAAGCAAUUUACAAUUUGCAAUGGCAAAAACUGUUAACUAUUUUAACUAAAACAUGUACAGAUGAGAGCCCACCACACGUUAUUCUAUAUACACAACACAACACACAACACACAUACAUACAUAUCUGAUAAAAGAGCCAUUUACGACAUAUACACAUUUUGUAGCUAGAUAUUUAUGUGCGAGACACAAUAGCCAGAUACGAGCAGACCGUAUACUUAAUUUUUCUGUAACCAUUGAGCUGUUACAAAGUCUAAGACUUCUCGCUGAACAAUGGCCUUGCCUCGCAUGCAAUGUAGCCAGCCAUUUUGUUUCGUUUGUUUCCUUCUGAGAGCGAUGCGAUACCAUACCGCUCGCUGUUAUAUUUGUUAUCGGUAUUGGCGAAAUACCGAAUAUUAUAUCUUUAUAUCACUUAUGUUAGCUAAACUCUAUCACUCUGUCACUAAAUCCUACAUGUGUAAACCGCUAUUUUUUACGUUGAACAGCAGCCUUAAAGUCAAGAUCAAGCAAAUGUAUUUUUGUCAAACGGGUUUUCAAUGCCUGAAAAUUGAAAAUCGAAAAUUGUAAGAACCGCAAGCACAUUUUUGUAAAACUAAGCUCCACAAAUCAAUUGUAAAAAUUCACAAUAAAAAGCCAUCGAAAUCAAAUGAA